AUGACUAGAAAGAGAGGAGUGAUUUCCUUGACUUAUGAAAGGCUAUUGACCUUCCAAACCUCGGACAGCAUCAGCCGCCUCGACAAUCUCACCGACAACCAUGCUCGAGUAGAGCUAAUAGUUCAUGCUAACCCCUUGCUGGCACUGACUCAAGUUAGACUUUUGCGCUCUCUCAAAAGGCCUGCACGCCUGCGAGUCUUCUUCCCGUUGAGCCCCUCAACCCUUUUCAGAACUAGGCAGUCUUCUACAUUUCUGAGGAACACGAUUCUGAUGAGACUCCUGACGGGAUGCAGUAGAGUAAGAGUACGGAAAGGAUUAGCAUUGUUGGUUGGAACUUCCUCGAUACAGGUUCUCUUCAGAGCAGGAAAAAAACAAGGGCUCGUGCAGCUGCAGAAGGAAAUUGAUCAGCUAGCGGGUGAAAACGUAGAUACGGACAUAUCUGACCUCUCCGAACGUUGUCUUAUUACCUUACGGGAGGUUUCCCCCCAGAAAUUCUUGGAUUUCUUGCAAUAUGAGAUUGAAUGCCAUAACUCUGAUUUGUAUUUUACUUCUUAUUGGUGCUGUUUCGAGGAAAAGGUGCGGAAGGAAAAGGAAACAACGGAGGGAUCCGAAUCGGACCUAAAUGGGAAUGACAUGAAAAAGGCUUUCUCCGAUCGAAGUCGACGCCCCAAGGGGUCCUCCGGCCAAGGGUCCUGUCGUUUCUCGAUGCGAAGAAAAGCCCUACUCCAUGGAGCCAUGGGCAUGAUUCCAGUUGUCCUCACCCAACCAUGCUAUUGCACAUUUGUCCGCGACAAGAAGAUCCUGUAUCGCAGCAUGGAUCUGGUUCGAGAAAGGAGAACUUUCCUCUCAAGGAGAGAGAGGUCGUCCCUCCCAAUCAAAAGAAAGGAGGGUUCUGUUCUGCUUCCGCUGCCGCUCCAGGCAUUGGAGCGGGAACCUGCCUGCCCUAGCUCAGGUCUUGACCCGAUAUUUCCCCGCUGGCUGGUGAGGAUGUCAUCACCGAUCAAGACGGACGAAGAGCGAGCCGUCGCCCCUUGGAAUCCACGGGAGAAUCUCCCAUUGAUUGAGUUUGUCUCGUGGCUGAUACUUUUUAUCCAGCUCAAAUCUCUUGCUUUCGCCGUUGGUUGUUUGCAGUCCGCUUCACCUCCCUCUGCUGUCGUGCGCCUUGUGAGCGCGUUUGAUCCGCGAAGGCAAUCGCUCGGCUGUUCCCCUAACCCAACCCGCGUCAUGCUGAUGAGAGAGCUGGCGGCUUCUCUUCGCUUCAGUAGCUUCGAUCAGUCCCUCACUUCGCUUGGAUCCCUGGGCUUUCUGUCCCCGCGAGGGACAGGCGCCAAUAACAAGAAUGGGAAGUGGCUUCUGACUUAUGCAGGCCGUCUUAUUAUGGUUAACUCAGUUCUUAGAAGGGGCAACUCAGCCUUGUCUUUCCCUUUGGUCCGGAGUCAAGGUUCGACUCCCUCCGUAGUUUUCGACCCAGCUCAAUUACAUCGAUCCUCUCCUUUCGCGUCGAGCCAAUUGCACCAAAUCGUCGACUGA
Molecule: messenger RNA, 1530 nt
Organism: Striga asiatica
Lineage: Eukaryota; Viridiplantae; Streptophyta; Magnoliopsida; Lamiales; Orobanchaceae
Source: the annotation of a GenBank genome assembly